Cavia porcellus (domestic guinea pig) is the source of this 3235-nucleotide messenger RNA. RefSeq names its product transient receptor potential cation channel subfamily C member 4 associated protein (gene Trpc4ap). The transcript is spliced from 21 exons. Gene Ontology annotation, molecular function: phosphatase binding. The coding region runs from base 411 to 2510 and encodes 699 amino acids. The record is from RefSeq and is a predicted model, not a curated record. Gene Ontology annotation, biological process: ubiquitin-dependent protein catabolic process. Gene Ontology annotation, cellular component: Cul4A-RING E3 ubiquitin ligase complex. Lineage: Eukaryota; Metazoa; Chordata; Mammalia; Rodentia; Caviidae.
CGGCUGCUGGGGCUGGGGUCUGCCGAGGGAGACGAUCGGCAGCAACAGUGGCAGCAUGGGGCGGAUGGGGCGGCCGGCCGCGGCCGGGGAACAUUCUGUUGCAGCUGCGGCAGGGCCAGCUGACCGGUCGGGGCCUGAUCCGUGCUGUGCAGCCUUUCCCAUGCACUGAGAUCACCACCAUACCUGGCAAAAACCAUUAUUGAAGAUCAGUGGUCCUGUAUCAUCUUUUACAAGAAGCUUUUGAUCUGACUGAGGGACAGUUUCCUGAAGCUUUUUUGACAGAACGGGACAAACAGUCCAAAUGGAGUGGAAUUCCUCAGUUGCUCCUUAAACUGUACACCACCAGCCACCUCCACAGUGACUUCAUUGAGUGCCAAAACAUCCUCAAGGAAAUUUCUCCUCUUCUCUCCAUGGAGGCUAUGGCAUUUGUUACUGAAGAUAGGAAACUUACUCAAGAAACUACUUACCCAAAUACAUAUAUUUUUGAUUUGUUUGGAGGCGUUGAUCUCCUUGUAGAAAUUCUUAUGAGGCCUACAAUCUCUAUCCGGGGACAGAAAUUAAAAAUAAGUGAUGAAUUAUCGAAGGACUGCUUGAGCAUCCUGUAUAACACCUGUGUCUGUACGGAAGGAGUUACAAAGCGUUUGGCAGAAAAAAAUGAUUUUGUGAUCUUCCUGUUUACAUUGAUGACGAGUAAGAAGACAUUCUUACAAACAGCGACCCUCAUUGAAGAUAUUUUGGGUGUUAAAAAGGAAAUGAUCCGACUAGAUGAAGUUCCCAAUCUGAGUUCCUUAGUAUCCAAUUUUGACCAGCAACAACUUGCUAAUUUCUGCCGGAUUCUAGCUGUCACCAUUUCAGAGAUGGACACAGGGAAUGAUGACAAGCACACGCUUCUUGCCAAAAAUGCUCAGCAGAAGAAGAGCUUGAGCUUGGGGCCAUCUGCAGCUGAGAUCAACCAAGCUGCCCUUCUCAGCAUCCCCGGCUUUGUUGAACGGCUUUGCAAGCUGGCAACUCGGAAGGUGUCAGAGUCAGCGGGCACAGCCAGCUUCCUGCAGGAGCUGGAGGAGUGGUACACGUGGUUAGACAAUGCUUUAGUUCUAGAUGCCCUGAUGCGAGUGGCAAAUGAGGAGUCUGAGCACAAUCAAGCAGUGUGUCCUAGGGAACCCAGACAGAACCGAGGACCCAGAGGCAUUGGGAAUUCAGAGGAGAAUGGAUUGCCUCACACUUCCGCCAGGACCCAGCUGCCCCAGUCCAUGAAGAUUAUGCACGAAAUCAUGUACAAACUGGAAGUGCUGUACGUCCUCUGCGUGCUGCUGAUGGGGCGACAGCGGAACCAGGUUCACAGAAUGAUUGCGGAGUUUAAGCUGAUCCCUGGGCUCAAUAAUUUGUUUGACAAGCUGAUUUGGAGAAAACAUUCAGCAUCUGCCCUCGUCCUCCAUGGUCACAACCAAAACUGUGACUGUAGCCCGGACAUCACCUUGAAGAUCCAGUUUCUGAGGCUUCUUCAGAGUUUCAGUGAUCACCACGAGAACAAGUACCUGCUCCUCAACAACCAGGAGCUGAAUGAACUCAGUGCCAUCUCCCUCAAGGCCAACAUCCCCGAAGUGGAAGCCGUACUCAACACUGACAGGAGCUUGGUGUGCGAUGGGAAGAGGGGCUUAUUAACUCGUCUGCUGCAGGUCAUGAAGAAGGAGCCAGCUGAGUCAUCAUUCAGGUUUUGGCAAGCCCGGGCUGUGGAGAGUUUCCUCCGAGGGACCACCUCCUAUGCAGACCAGAUGUUCCUGCUGAAGCGAGGUCUUCUGGAGCACAUCUUGUACUGCAUCGUGGACAGUGAGUGCAAGUCAAGAGAUGUGCUGCAGAGCUACUUUGACCUUCUGGGAGAGCUGAUGAAAUUCAAUGUUGAUGCAUUCAAGAGAUUCAAUAAAUACAUCAACACUGAUGCAAAGUUCCAGGUUUUCUUAAAGCAGAUCAACAGCUCCCUCGUGGACUCCAACAUGCUGGUGCGCUGUGUCACUCUGUCAUUGGACCGAUUUGAAAACCAGGUGGACAUGAAAGUGGCCGAGGUCCUGUCUGAGUGCCGCCUGCUCGCCUACAUAUCCCAGGUGCCCACGCAGAUGUCCUUCCUCUUCCGCCUCAUCAACAUCAUCCAUGUGCAGACACUGACCCAGGAGAACGUCAGCUGCCUCAACACCAGCUUGGUGAUCCUUAUGCUGGCCCGACGGAAAGAGAGGCUGCCCUUGUACCUGCGCCUGCUGCAGCGGAUGGAACACAGCAAAAAGUAUCCUGGCUUCCUGCUCAACAACUUCCACAACCUACUGCGCUUCUGGCAGCAGCAUUACUUACACAAAGACAAGGACAGCACCUGCCUGGAGAACAGCUCCUGUAUCAGCUUCUCAUACUGGAAGGAGACAGUGUCCAUCCUGUUGAACCCAGAUCGCCAGUCACCUUCUGCCCUUGUCAGCUACAUUGAAGAGCCCUACAUGGACAUAGACAGGGACUUCACUGAGGAGUGACCUGGGGCCAGGCCUUGGGAGGUUGCUGGGCCAGGGCCAGCGCAGGUGCACGUGGGUGCCCAUGGCACAUGCCCUGCCUGUUUCCACCUUCCACUGCCUCCCCCACUGCUGCCUGCCUGUCCCAGGUCCUGACACACAGACUCAGUGGAGGGAAGGAGCAUCCUGCAGGCCCUGGGCCCCCGAGUCGGGGGAGCCUCAUAAUCAGGAAGGGCGCCAUGCUCACCUGUCCCUCAGAACCCAGGGCCCCUGCUGGACUGCCCAGAGAAAGAGGACUUACAAAAAUAGCUCUGUCUGAGCUCCUGCCCAGUCUCUUGGCUGUCCUGGGGUGGCAAGGGAGAUAGAGGCCCCCCAUCUGUGAGCUGAGCCUCUGGGCCCAGGUAGAGGUCCUGAGCCUUGGGCAGGCCUGAGGGUACAGAGAAUGCCACCUUCCCCCAGGCCUGCCCAUCUGUUGUCCCCUCCCUCCCUCCGUCUUCCUUUAGCUCCUCUGGUUCCGUUUGCUCAUUGGCCACCAUGUUCAUCCCAGGAGGUUCCCCAAGAAGUGGGUAUUUCUCCAUCCCUUGGGGCAUGAAGUGGCUGUGCCUGCCCUGUCCCAGGGCAGCAUCUCCUGCCUGAGCUCAAACACAGGAGCCUGGCUGGGAGCUUAUCUUUGGCCCUUCCUGUGUUGCCAAUUUAUUAACAGCAAAUAAACCAAUUAAAUGGAGACUAUUAAAGAACUUUAUUUUAAA